GUUAAAUCGACAAGACCUGUUAGAUACGUACUUCAGGAAAGGUGCUCCCAGCAAGCAUUCUGAAGACAUAUGGGACGAUUUUCUCACUGAACUACAUGCUAUUGAUGUAGUGAAUCUGGAAUCAAAAGAAAAAGACAAAAAACCCGAUGUCAAGAGGAAGAAAAAGAUGAAGAACACCAAGAAAACAAAAGAGGAGAAAUUGAGCGAUGUUGGUGUUAAAUCAGAGGUCUAUAAAAAGGAUGUCGACAACAAGAUUGUAGGAGACAAUGAAACUUUACGUGAUGACAAUGUGAUCCUGCCUAAUUCAGAUGUUGAAUCCAUGGCAGAGGAGGCUGAAAGGGACAAUGUGGAAUUGGGAGACGAUUCCUCUUUGUCUGACGAUUCGAGGAUACUUCCAACUACAGAUAUGCAGCAGCAUCCGGUAAUGAAUGUAAUUGCCGAGGAUGUGGUCAUUGGGGACCAAAUAAUUGUUGACAGGAGCAGCAGACCCUCUGAAGGUAUCAACGAGCAUAAGUGA
Molecule: messenger RNA, 517 nt
Organism: Pecten maximus
Lineage: Eukaryota; Metazoa; Mollusca; Bivalvia; Pectinida; Pectinidae
Exons: 6
Coding region: 167-517 (116 amino acids)
Source: RefSeq, a predicted model, not a curated record